ACAGCUUGCAUCUCCGCAAAACAGCUUCGGGAUGCACGCGGAAAACUGGGAAGGAAAAACAAUAAAGAAAAACAGUGGGAAAGCAGAAAAAUCGAAAAGUAAAAAUAAAAAAUCAUCUGUUUGUUAUAAGGAAACGCCUUCGGUAACGAGGAGGUUGCAGUCUAGGAACAAGAAGGGUCGGCGAAUCAUAAGCUGCAAGAGGGUUUGUUUUCGCAUCACAGCAGAUGGCAUCAGAAAUGCAGAGACCAUCAUCCAGUCCGCUUGUGGAAUCAAGCGCAAAGGCCAGAACGUCAGGUAAUGAGUGUCAUGACAAACCACUCAUUACCAUGAGCACGGGAAUAACCACUGUUAGAAGGGUUAAAAGAGGCGACUCAAACGAGCUAUGUAAAACUCCCCAAAAGGAGAAAUGUACAGAGUCCGAAGUGUCUGCCAUUGAUAAGUUGGCUGAUAUUGCUAAAGAUAAGAUUCAGACGCUGACACGAGAAAAUACAGAGUUGAAGCGUAAGUUGGUUACUUUUCCCAGGAGGGUUUUCCAUUCCUUAGAUUUAUAUUCCAAUAAUGAGUGAAUGCGAAGUUAGUGCUUGUCAGAGGAUAUUGAAAAAUGUGUCUGCCUCCACCACAACGCAUAAGACUAGAGUUGAGCACAUCAAACAGACUUUAGAUGGUUGUACAGGAAAAUUGGAGAAGCAGGUUGAAGAUUUUGGCAUUCCGAGCGUCAGAAAAAGCGAUGGCAAGUUUAUUUCCCUGGCUGAAUUUAAUGAAGUGGUAGAUUCCUUUGUGGCCGAGUUUGAGUCCAGGGUGCGGAGUUGCGAGCGUCAACGUAAUGAACAAGUUAUAAAUUUAGUCAUGUUCGCGACAGCUCGUGUGGAAAGGAGUGCACUUGCUCGGGAGUUCAUCCAGGAAACGAUUCAGCCAUUGUUGAAGGAGUUGAACGAAACAAAAGUGCGUGUUGAGAGAAGGCUUAUCAUUAACACCCUUCAGAUCGAGGAGGAUUAUGUUUCAUGUAAGGAGGCCGUUGAAGUGAAGGUGUCAGCAAAAUGAAGAAUGGGGAUGGGCUCCGGAUAGUGUUAUAUUAUCAUCCUCAAUCAUUCUUGGGGUUUGAAACCCAUUUGGUUAGUAGCUUGUUUUAGGAUCUGUUGAACAUAGCCAAAGCAUUUUCUUAAGCUAUUUUGUAAUUUAUGUUACGGGUCAGAAUGAUUUUGCAUGAUUAAGCUGUUUAUCUUUAUGAUUGUGUGUUAUUUUCUAAACGCUUGUGAUAAAUCUUGAAUUAUAAAGAGAAUGCAUGUUGGUUUAUACAAA
Molecule: messenger RNA, 1299 nt
Organism: Cryptomeria japonica (Japanese cedar)
Lineage: Eukaryota; Viridiplantae; Streptophyta; Pinopsida; Cupressales; Cupressaceae
Exons: 1
Coding region: 559-1041 (160 amino acids)
Source: RefSeq, a predicted model, not a curated record